Aureobasidium uvarum is the source of this 1515-nucleotide messenger RNA. The record is from the annotation of a GenBank genome assembly. Lineage: Eukaryota; Fungi; Ascomycota; Dothideomycetes; Dothideales; Saccotheciaceae.
UAUCUGCAGAUUGCCAUUCUUCUUUUCGUCGGCUUGACCAGUUUGUUGGCGCUGGGUUCGAGACACUCCUUCAUCGAAGCCUUUGGUCAAAGCAGCACGCUCUUUGGCUUUGUGGCUUUGGGCCUUUACUCAAGUCUGUUGAGCUACAGACUCGUUUGGCAUCCGCUGCGACGAUUCCCGGGCCCCCUGGGAGCCGAGGUCUCCAGCUUGUGGUUUUCACUCCAAGUCACCUAUUUCGACGCCCACAGGAAAGCCCUCGAGCUGUACGAGACUUAUGGGUCUUUUGUCCGGGUCGGAUCUUCGGACUUGAUGAUAGUUCAUCCCUCGGGCGUACCAGCAAUCCACGGACCUCAGAGCAGAUGUCGCAAAGCGUCGUGGUACGACGAAGACUGGCCGCGACAAUCCAUCCACACGAGUCGGAAUCAUCAGUUCCAUGCAGACAGGCGACGCAUAUGGAGUCAGUCUUUCAGUGACAAGGCUUUAAGAGGUUACGAAAGCCGUAUCGCAGUCUACAACAAGGCACUCAUGCAACGGUUGGGCGAACAUGGUGGACAGCCGGUCAACGCUGCCAAAUGGUUCAAUUAUUACAGCUACGAUGUCAUGGGUGACUUGGCAUUCGACAAGGACUUUGGCAUGCUGAAGACUGGUGAGCAGCACUUUGCCGUUCAGUUGCUCGACGAUGCAAUGGCCGUACAAGGACUCAAGUUGCCGACGUGGAUGUUCCGCAUGCUUAUCGCUAUACCUGGCUUGACGAAAAAGUAUUGGCAGUUCAUACAAUACUGUGACGAACAACUGGCAGCCAAGAUGGCUGGGCAAAAGUCCGACCAACCGAAUAUCAUGAGCGUAUUGUUGGCGCACGCAGGUCCUCAGCCCUCGAAGCCGGAUGCCUUGACUCUUCAAAGCGACUCGAGGACAAUCAUCGUGGCAGGGAGCGACACCACAGCAGCGACCCUGUCGCAUGUGUUCUACCUGCUGGCGAAACACCCACACCACAUCGCCAAGUUGCGUCAAGAACUACUCCCACUCAUGAGUGGAGAUGGCACUUUCGGACACCGCAGUAUUUAUCAGGCGACUCAUCUCAAUGCCAUCAUCAAUGAAACAUUGCGUCUAUACCCGGUCCCACCCACGGCAGUAGUACGCAAGACACCUCCCGAAGGCAUUUUCGUGGACUCGACCUACAUUCCUGGCAACAUGAACGUUUGGACGCCACAAUAUGUCAUUGGCCGCAAUGAAGACGCAUAUGAAAGCCCCCAUGAUUUUGUGCCCGAGAGGUGGUAUUCCAAGCCUUCCAUGAUCAAGACCAGCGCCGGAUAUGCCCCUUUUGCCAUUGGUCCCUAUGGCUGUAUCGGACGACCCCUUGCUCUGAUGCAGAUUCGUCUUGUUGUCGCUGAUGCGGUGACUAGAUUUGACAUUGCAUUUCCUACUGGCAAGGAUGGGUCUGAAUUCAUUGAAAACACCAAGGAUCGAUUUACUUGGGGGUUGGCUGAGCUGUCUAUAUGUUUUUCACAAGCGUAA